Messenger RNA from Sclerotinia sclerotiorum 1980 UF-70, 1761 nucleotides. RefSeq lists its product as hypothetical. The record is from RefSeq and is a predicted model, not a curated record. NCBI's taxonomy places the organism in Eukaryota, Fungi, Ascomycota, Leotiomycetes, Helotiales, Sclerotiniaceae. Bases 1 to 1761 code for a protein of 586 amino acids. The transcript is spliced from 2 exons.
AUGGCAGAGGAAGGAAAGCGUAGGAGAUCGAGGCCAUCGAGUUGGUGGGAGGUGCAGGAGGAUGAUACUGAAAAUGUGGAGGUGGAAGGGAGCAGUCAACUCACAGCGCAAUCGAACUCGCAAAGUCUGAAUACAAAUUCAAAUACACCAGGUGGUGGAAAUACGAAAAGGAAGGCGAAACCUUGGGUUCCAGCGGGUAUGGGUCCACCAAUUGAGAAAAGACGCGGACGGCCCUCCUCUAAUUUAGGUUCUAUGACUGCGAAACAAAAGGGAAGGAAUGACGAUGGAGAGAGGUACAUUGAGGCGGAAGCUGAAGAUCAUGGUUUAAGGGAACAACAACAAAUUCGAGAUGAUAUCAAGCCAAGGAGUAGAAGGAAAGAUACGAACAAUACGAGAGAAGUAAUGAGUGUGAAUAGCAACACGGAUGUAAUCGAGACAGUGACUGCGACUAGUUCUUUAGCGCCGCAGAAGAAAAAGGGUAGGCCUCCUAUUGGAGUUGUUAAUCAUAGAGUGGGAGACGAGCGAUCAGGAAAUGCUGCGACGGGAAUCCGAAAUAAGGGCGAGUCCAAGGCCAAGGCGCAGGAUAUGGAACUUAGGGAGAGAAGACGUGGAAGACCAGCGUUAGGGGAUACAGAUAUCACAAACAAUCAAAAGAAGGGGGAUCGCAUGGAGCCAGAAAAUGGCGAGUCCUCGCGAUCACAAAGGCGCCAUCAGGCAGAGCCCGAAUCGUCGGCACCAGGUCAUACAAUGAAGAAGGCUUCCAAGGAUAGCGAAGAAUCAUCCGAGAAGCGUGCGAAGCCAAAGCAUGUCAGAAUAUCAGAUGUAUCACAGGAUAUCGAGCCGGAAUCUUCACUGUCCAAAACGAGAAAGCCUGUACUUUCAGAGAGUUCCGAGUCCGCAAGAAAGCGGAAGGAUUCGAAUUCAGACAGCCCGCAACCACAACAACAAACUAAACGUCGCCGCAUAAAAGAUUCACAAGACAAUCGGGAAGUCGCAGAACAGCCAGAGCCACUUUCAUAUCGACAUCUAGCAGCUGUUACUCGUCGUGUUUCGCUCGAGACUAUCAAUACGAAGUGGGAGGCUUUACCACCAGGAUGUUUGGAUAAGAUUUCAGAGUUACUGAUUGACGUGCAAAGACCGGUUGUUUUACAAAUCCACGAUGAACGCAGGAAGACUCAAGCCAGCACAGCUAUACAAAUGAUAAGCCGUCGACUUCUGAGUAGGAUCCGAAAAGGUAUGCCAUUUCCUAAAGGUGCAAGAACUAAUCGGGAGGAUGAUUUCGAUUUUGAGAAGAUACUGGAUUACAAUCGAGCUUUGGAAUCUCAACUUACACCGGUUUUGCAUUCAAAUGACCUUCUGGAGGCCGAGUUGAGGAAAGAGGAGGUAUUACUUGAAAACGAGGAAAGAUAUCUCGCAGAAUUGGAGGCAAAUGCAAAGGAUGAGGCGAUAAGUAGAAGACAAGCGGCUCGCAAGGCUCAUCCGUUGCUUCAAUUCGAGGUUAAUAGCACUGGGAAGGUACUCAAUGAUAAUAUUGGUCUUGAUGAGGACGCAGAUACUGCCUCAAUAACUCUCAACACCCCGAAAUACCAGGAUGUCGAAGGCAUUUUCAAAAAUAUCAAUGGUCACGUGGACAGCAUUAAGGGCAAUUUACAACAAGUUGAAGGUAUUACUGAAGCUAUGGCUAAGAGUAAAGCUUCUGUACAGGCUGCUCUUUUUGCUCAUCUCGAUCUCGAACAAUACAACGAUGUGGUUUUGGGUUGA